Molecule: messenger RNA, 1829 nt
Organism: Clarias gariepinus (North African catfish)
Lineage: Eukaryota; Metazoa; Chordata; Actinopteri; Siluriformes; Clariidae
Exons: 16
Coding region: 117-1658 (513 amino acids)
Biological process (GO): proteolysis
Cellular component (GO): cytoplasm
Molecular function (GO): manganese ion binding; metalloaminopeptidase activity
Source: RefSeq, a predicted model, not a curated record
CAGCUGACCGUAGUCUUUGUGACGUCACUCCACACGCCACAGCGGUGCUUCAUACCUCACAGUGUAGUGUUCCGUAUCGAGCCAUUCUCUCCUGUUGUGCAGAUCAGAACAGCACCAUGGCGCUCAGUGUGCAGCCUGUUCAGUGGACCCCUGACUACAAGGACAAAAAUUUCGAUGGCAUCCUUUUGGUAACCCAGAACUUUGAUAGCCUUCCCAGUGAGCUGGAUGGACUGAAAGAUCCUCUGCAGGAUUAUAGUGCUGUGGACAGCGCGCUGAAAGACGACGUGGUCAUCCUGAAGGUUGUGGGUUUGCCCGGAGACAGGCUGGUGUUCGCUCCUACAGGACCGCUCAACCGAGACUACGACGACAUCAGGCGCUUCAGCGACGCCGCCGAGAAAGGCAUCAAGAGGGCGAUGAAGGCGGGCAUGCAGCGCCCCCUGCUGGUGUGUCCUCCACAUAGCGCUCACAAGAAGAACACCUUAGUGGCACUCCUGGGAGCUUUACACGCUCUGUACCUGCCCUUGGAGCUGCGAGAGGUGAAGAAGUCUCCCCAUAAAGUGACAGUGCUGGGCGUGUGGGUGAAGGACAAAGCUCAGGGCGAGGACAUCACCAAGCUGGCCACGGCUCUGGAGAGCGGGAGGGUGGUGUAUCGGGACAUCGGGGGCUCUGAUCCAGAGCGUAUGGCUGCACCGCGCGUAGCCGAAUAUGUGCAGGAAGUGUUCAAGAACUCCAAUGUGCAGGUGAAGGUGGAGAGUGAUUCGAGGGUCCUGGAGAAGGAGUACCCGUGCCUGGGUGCGGUGAAUCGCUGUGCUAACGCUGUGCCACGUCAUCAGGCCCGAGUGAUUCACCUGAACUACUGUGGGGAAGGACCCAUUCAGCAGACGCUUAUGCUAGUGGGCAAGGGAAUCACCUAUGACACCGGUGGAGCCGACAUCAAGGCCGGAGGUUUCAUGGCUGGCAUGCACAGGGACAAGUGUGGCUCUGCUGUUGUAGCGGGCUUCUUCCAGAUCCUGGCCCUGCUCAAGCCCAAGCACCUGAAGGUUGUCGGCUCCAUGGCGAUGGUGCGCAACAGUGUCGGCUCAGACUGCUACGUGGCUGAUGAGCUGAUUGUAUCUCGAGCUGGACGCCGAGUGCGUGUUGGAAACACUGAUGCUGAGGGACGCAUGGUUAUGGUGGACCUGCUCUGUGAGAUGAAAGAAAAGGCGGUAAACGAGGUCUCUCCACAUCUCUUCACCAUCGCCACACUGACCGGUCACGCCAUCAGAGCCAUGGGACCCAAUUACUCUAUCAUUAUGGACAAUGGAGCUGCACAUCGGGAAGACAACGCCUUGAAGUGGCAGAAAGCGGGUGAGGUACUGGGCGACAUGUUCGAAGUGUCCACUAUCCGCAGAGACGAUUACGAGUUCCACAAAGGGAAGUCCGAGUACGAGGACAUCCUCCAGUGUAACAACCUGCCUUCGUCUGCCACGCCCCGCGGACACCAGACUCCUGCAGCCUUCCUCAUCAUGACCUCUGGCCUGGACCAGCAUGGUGUGGACUCUGCCAAGCCCCUCCCCUACUCCCAUAUCGACAUCGCUGGUUCCAGCGGUCCUUUCCCGGGAGUCCCCACUGGAGCUCCUCUUCUCGCCAUGGCAACCAAAUACAUCCUCCAGAACUGACGGUGCCUUUUGUCCUUACCGUCUCUGUCCAUCUAAUCCACCGUCACCAUUUAUCCUGUGGAACUUUUUUUUCCCCUCUCUCUCUCUGAUUUCUGAAUCCUCUCUUUGACUCACAUCAUACUGACACUCAAACAGCGAGAAACUGACUUACAGUGAUUAAAUUUUUUUUUU